AUGAUCGGAGUAACAAUCAUGGCGUUGUUAUCAACAGCGAUAUUGGUGUCUAGCACGAUAGAAUGCUCCGCCGUGACGGCACUGGUCUCCACUUGCUACACCUUCAUCACGUAUGGCUCACCAGACCCCUUCCCGGGGUCUCCAUGUUGCAAUGCCAUGGCCAAUCUCAAGGUUAUUGCUGACACAAUUGAGAAUCGGAGAUUUGCAUGUAGAUGCUUAUUGGGCCUCAUUUCCACAUACAACCCAAAUGCUUAUGCGAUUGCUACUUUGCCCGACUUUUGUCAAGUUUCUUUGGGGUUCAAUAUCGAUCCUAACACUGAUUGCAACUUUGAUGAGGUUAUGUUGAGGGGUUCAAUCCAACCGUCCAAUGUUGAGAAAUUUGUUGAUGAAAUAGUUGUGAAUGACCCCCUCACUAUAACCCCUCAUUACAGCCUCAUUGUCUUUUUCCGACCAAUGUUUAUGGUUUUGGUUUGUGAUGGUGCAGAAUCCUACGAGUUUGGGUAUGCAACUUUAACAGGAGUAGGUUCCGGAAAAUUAGCCAAAUGGAAGACAAAAUAA
Prunus armeniaca (apricot) is the source of this 558-nucleotide messenger RNA. The record is from the annotation of a GenBank genome assembly. Lineage: Eukaryota; Viridiplantae; Streptophyta; Magnoliopsida; Rosales; Rosaceae.